Trypanosoma theileri is the source of this 1356-nucleotide messenger RNA. RefSeq lists its product as uncharacterized. NCBI's taxonomy places the organism in Eukaryota, Euglenozoa, Kinetoplastea, Trypanosomatida, Trypanosomatidae. Bases 1 to 1356 code for a protein of 451 amino acids. The record is from RefSeq and is a predicted model, not a curated record. The transcript has a single exon.
AUGACGGCGGUGCAGUACUCCGCAUGCCCGAUCUUCCCUGGUGAGGUGGAAGACUACUACUGCACGGACUGCCACACCCCAUGCAGUGGACUCGCCCUGCUGGUGGGCCCUCACACCGGCCACAGUCGUCUCCCGCUGCUGCACGCCGCGGAGUACAUGCCGGCCACACUCCGUCGCCAGGCACACACAUUACAACAACAAAUACGCGAGGAGUAUACACUUCCAAAGGAGGCACACUGUAGUUCUCUUCAUUCCACACUGCAACACCUGCAGGAGGAGAGAGAACAGAAGAAAUUACAGCUAGAGCGACUUCAGCAAGAGUUGUGUGAGUUGGAUGUAAAGAUAGAUACGGCCGCUCAAGCCUGUGCAACGGCAUUGUGUCAUUGGUCUCAACGACGUAGUGGUUUCGUUCGCAAGGCUCAGUUAUUAUUACAUGGCGCAGAUGCACUCGCCAAAACAGUUGGAUUAUGUGAGAGAAACUCACAUUCCCGUAGGCGUAGUGGUUUGCAUACUGUCGUCUCUCCUCCCAUUACUACUUCUGAUAUGGAUUCUGCUCCUGCCGCUUCUCCCGAUGCCACUCCAACUGAUGCUGCUGCACUUUCACCGCAGACAAUUCGAACAAUUGCUAAGGAGUUAAGUGAGGUGCAACAACUGUUGAUGCAUCCACUACACUUUCUGGAAAAGGAAACAGAAGAAGAGCAGAAUCCACAGUGGAUCUCUCGUUUCUUGGGAGACGAAGGCCUUCUUCUUUCUGAGAAGGAUAUAGAGAAGAAACAAGGGUUGAGUCGACAGAGUAAGAACACCAGCUCCAGUACAUCAAUUCCAUCGGAUUCAAGGAUUGUCCUUGAGCGAAUGAUCACUACACAAAAAGAACCGAAGAAACAAACUCUGUCCUCUGCUGAGAACUAUCCUAUAGAUGGUAAUAAUAAUAAUAAUAAUAAUAAUAAUAAUAAUAAUAAUAAUAAUAACUUUGAUGAUAAUGAUGAUAGUGAUGACGAUAGUGACGAUGAUCAUGAUGACAAGGAUGCAAGGUCCGCUGCACACCGGCAGCGUUGGCGGCAUGAUAUCAAGCGGCGAGAACGAAUUCUUCGUGAAGGACUCAAUCGAUGUUUGUUGAGUGAGACUCUUCAGAAACGCAGAACAACCACAUCAUCAUUAUCAGUAGGAAUGGGAGUAGCAGGUGAUGAGACGGAUGUGAAUGAUAUCAGCAGCAGUAGUAACAACAGUGGUGGGAGUGUUCAUGAGGUGGUAUCACAACUACUACGCCGUCAUACUGCGAAAAACACAAUAAAUCCCCAACCAUCCAAUCAUCAACGGUAUCUCUUUUAUUCACCCGAUUGGGAAGAAGAUCAAUAA